AUGGCUUCCGGAUCCAAACCCUGCAAAUGGUCGGCCCAUCCUACACGCUCUAGCCACGCAUUGGCAUCUGUCUUUGCGUCGGCGGCUUUGAUGCACUCUCUAUCCUCGCUCGAACUGCUCUUGCUUUUGCUCCAUGGCGCGCACCGUCCGCUCCACCAUGGUGGCCUCAUCGGCCGUCUGGGUGGCUGGCGCCCCAAACCCGACCUCGAAAUAACUGCUGCCCGGCCCGUUGCUGAAAAAUCACUGGCUCUGGACGCCGGUACGCCAUGGCACCUCUCUCGGGUCUAUGGGCUGGUGCAUAAUCCUCCUUCCUCUCCCACGCGGGUUGCUCCAUCUGUGUUUUGUACGGGUAUGCUCCUGCAUGCCUCGCGGGGUGCCAACUACGGUCCAACACCCUUCCUCGCCACAACCUAA
Molecule: messenger RNA, 414 nt
Organism: Fusarium poae
Lineage: Eukaryota; Fungi; Ascomycota; Sordariomycetes; Hypocreales; Nectriaceae
Exons: 1
Coding region: 1-414 (137 amino acids)
Source: RefSeq, a predicted model, not a curated record